Messenger RNA from Pseudopipra pipra, 3333 nucleotides. RefSeq names its product collagen alpha-1(I) chain-like. The coding region runs from base 219 to 1832 and encodes 537 amino acids. The record is from RefSeq and is a predicted model, not a curated record. NCBI's taxonomy places the organism in Eukaryota, Metazoa, Chordata, Aves, Passeriformes, Pipridae. The transcript has 2 exons.
CGGCGCUGGCGGCCCUGGCGCUCGUGGCCCCCCCGAACCGCCGCGGCACCGCCGGGGACCCCCCGGAGCCCCCCGAGGGCGGCGGGCGGGGGGGGGAGGAGGCGGGGGGACCCCCCGAGUCCCCCUUCGAGUGUGACGGGGACCCCACGGCCGGGUACCGACCCCCCUCCCCCAUCGACCUGCGCCGCUCCAUCGACGAGGCCUUGGGAGCGCCGGGAAUGUUCCGCAUCGGGAACGGCGGCAUCGGGGGCGCCGGGAGCGCCGGGAAUACCGGGAAUACCGGGAAUACUGGCGGCGGCGUUACCAGGAGCACCGGCAACGCCGGGAAGGCCAAGAACAACGGGAUCAGCAUCAUCGGCAGCUCUGGGAAAACUGGGAGCAAUGGGAGCACCGGGAUCAGCGUCAUCAGCACCACCGGGAGCACCGGGAGCACCGGGAGCACCGGGAACACCGGCACCAGCACAACAGAGUUACCGGGGGUCGGCACAACCCAGGGCACGGGCACAGCUGGGGGAACUGGGAUGGGCACAACUGGGGGAACUGGGAUGGGCACAACUGGGGGAACUGGGAGCGGCACGGCUGGAGCACUGGGAACCACCACAGCCGGAACACCAGGAACUGCCACAGCCGGAACACCAGGAACCACCACAGCUGGAACACCAGGAACCACCACAGCUGGAACACCAGGAACUGCCACAGCUGGAACACCGGGAACCAACACAGCUGGAACACCAGGAACCACCACAGCUGGAACACCAGGAACUGCCACUGCUGGAACACCAGGAACCACCACAGCUGGAACACCGGGAACUGCCACAGCUGGAACACCAGGAAUCACCACAGCUGGAACACCAGGAACUGCCACAGCUGGAACACCAGGAACUGCCACAGCUGGAACACCAGGAAUCACUACUGCUGGAACUGCCGGGACCGGCAGCACCGGCACCGAGGGGGGUGACACAGCCGGCACAGCUGGCACAGCCAGUGCACCUGGCACUCAUGGCACAGCUGGCACUCAUGGCACAGCUGGCAGAGCUGGCACAGCCAGUGCACCUGGCACUCAUGGUACAGCUGGCACAGCUGGCACAGCGGGCACAGCCGGUGGGACGGAGCUCAGCCUCCCGGGCCCUCUUGGCACAACUGGGGGCAGCGGAACAGCAACACCAGGAACAGGCACCACGAGCACUGCCGGCACAGCUGGCACAGCUGGGACACAGGGUCCUGGCACCCCUGGCACAGCGGGUCCCAGCACAGCUGGCACAGCCAGCACACAAGGUCCCACCAAACCUGUCACACCUGGCACCCCUGGCACCCCUGGUACCCCUGGCACCCCUGGCACAGGGGGUCCUGGCACCCCUGGCACCCCUGGCACAGGGGGUCCUGGCGCCCCUGGCACCCCUGGCACACGGAGUCCUGGCGCCCCUGGCCCAGCGGGUCCUGGCACGGCUGGCACGGCCGGCACAGCCGGCACACGGGGUCCCGGCACGCGGGGUCCCCCCCCCGCCCCCCGCCCCUCUGCUCUGUCCCGCGCCGCCUCUUUGGGGGGUCCCCCCGCGGGGUCCCCGGGGGCGAGAGGGGGGGCCCGGGGAGGGAGCCCGGGGGGGGCCGAGGACGCCCCCUCCCCCCGGGGACUGGCCCGGGGGGACACGACCCCCAGCACCCCCCCGCGGGGACCCCCCGGGGCAGCGCCCCCCCCGCUGCGACCCUCCCAGAGCUGGGCCGAGGGGACCCCCCGGCCCCCCCCCGCCCCCCAGGCCCACGGCGGGGGGGUCCCCGGGCCCCCCGGGGAUGGGGACAGCCGCAGCCCGGGCAGUGACACCAUAGACUUGUAGGGUGCGGGGGGCCCCCGGGGCGCCCCCAACACAGCCGGGGGGGCUGUGGAGAGACCCCGGCCCGGCCACCCCGGCCAGGGAUCCCCAGGACCCCCCAAGUCCCUGAGACCCCAAAUAGGGGUGACGACCUCGGGACCCCCAAAUUCCUGAGACCCCCAAGUGCUGAUGACAAUCGGGGGACCCCCAAGAUGUCCCCCCAGGUCCCCAAGACCCCCAAAUACGGGUAACAAGCUGCCCCCCCCGUGUCCUUGAGACCCCCCAAGUGCUGGUGCCAAUCUGGGGAUCAACCACCCCCAGAGAUCCUGAGACCCCCAAAUACGGGUGACAACCUGGGGACCCCCAAGUCCCUGAGAUCCCCCAAGUGCUUGUGACCACAUGAGGGCCCCCCCAAGUUCCUGAGACCCCCAAACAGGGGAGACAAACUGCCCCCCCCAAAUACCUGAGACCCCCAAAUAUGGGUGACAACGUGGGCCCCCCGUGUCCUGGAGACCCCCAAGUGCUGGUGACAAUCCGGAGACUCCCCCCAAGCUGCCCCCCAAGCCCCAGAGACCCCCGAGUGCUGGUGACAAAAUGCCCCCCCUAGCACCUGAGACCCCCAAACGCAGCCUGGGGACUGAGACCCUCGGGUGGGGGUGACAAACUGCCCCCCCCAGUUACCUGGGACCCCCAAAGAGGAGUGACAACCUGAGUCUCCCCGUGUCCUCGACACCCUCAAGUUCUGGUGACAAUCUGGUGACCCCCCCAGGUCCUCGAGACCCCCCAAACACGGAUUACAACGUGGGGACCACCCAAGUCACUGAGACUCCAGGUGCUGGGGGCAACUUGGGCACCCCCAGAUGCCCCCGAGGGCCCCAAGCCCCCCAAGGUGGCAAUCUGGGGACCCCCCAGGUUCCUGAGCCCCCCAAAUGCAGGUGAUAACCUGCCCCCCCCAUGUCCUUGAGACCCCCAAGUGCUGACAAUGACCUGGGGACCCCCCCAGCCUCCCCCCAAGUCCUGGAGACCCCCAAAUACGGGUAACAAACUGCCCCCCCCAUGUUCUUGAACCCCCCAAAGUGCUGGUGCCAAUCUGGGGACCCCCCAGCUGCCCCCUAAGUCCCCGAGACCCCCAAAUAGGGGUGGGAACAUGGGGACACCCCAAGUCCCUGAGCUCCCCAAGUACAGGUGCCAAUGUGGGGACCCCCAAGUCCCCGAGCCCCUCAAGUGCUGAUGACAAUCUGGGGACCCCCCCCAGCCCCCACACAAGUCCCUGAGACCCCCCAAAUACGGGUAACAAACUGCCCCCCCCGUGUUCUUGAGCUCCCAAGUGCUGGUGCCAAUCUGGGGGUCCCCCCCAGGCAUCCCCCAGGUCCCUGAGACCCCCCCAAUACGGGUAACAAACUGCUCCCCCCCACCCCUGAGCCCCCCAAAUGCUGGUGACAAUCUGGGCCCCCCAAUAUUCCCCGCGGCCCUCCCGGGCCCCCCAGUUCCUCCCCCGUGUACCCAAUAAAGUGCCACGUGCGAA